GAAAUUACUGUAUGUUGCUGUUGCAGGGGAGGAGCUCGUGUUGCGCUGAAGAUCAUUAAAAACAUUGAGCACUAUCGUGAUGCAGCUCUGUCUGAGGUUGAGGUGCUGGAGCAGAUUAACUCACUUGACUGUGACCGACGAUAUGCUUGUGUGCGGAUGUAUGACUGGUUUGAUCACCACGGGCACAUCUGCAUCGCCUUUGAGCUACUGGGCUUGAGCACGUAUGAUUUUCUGAAGGAAAAUAGCUUUCAGCCCUUCUCUGUCAACCACAUCAGGCACAUGGCCUACCAGAUCAUCAGAGCAGUCAGAUUUCUUCACAAGAAUAAGCUGACACACACUGACCUGAAACCAGAGAACAUCCUCUUUAUUAGUUCAGAGUAUGACAUCAAGUACAAUCCAAAAAUGAAGAGGGACGAGAGAACUUUGAAGAAUCCUGAUGUGAAAGUAGUUGAUUUUGGGAAUGCAACAUAUGAGCAUGAGCAUCACACCUCAGUGGUGUCCACACGACAUUACCGAGCUCCAGAGGUUAUUCUGGAUCUAGGCUGGAGUCAUUCCUGUGAUGUGUGGAGUGUGGGAUGCAUUCUUAUUGAGUAUUAUCUGGGAUCGACUCUAUUUCAGACUCAUGACAGCAAAGAGCAUCUGGCCAUGAUGGAGCGAGUGCUGGGCCCUAUACCGACACACAUGCUGCAGAAAACAAGGAAGAAGAGAUAUGUUUGCCAUGAUAAGCUGGACUGGGACGUUCACAGCUCCUCGGGACGUUAUGUUAGGAAGCAGUGCAAGCCACUGAGACAAUACAUUGGCUCCAGGAGCUCUGACCACGUACAGCUGUUUGAUCUCUUAGAGAGGAUGCUUGAAUAUGAUGUCACGAAGCGGAUCACCCUGGAUGAAGCCAUCAAACACCCUUUGUUUGACUCGGUCAGGAAGAACAAAAAAUAAUCGAUGGAUUCUCUUGCUUUUUGCUAUAGUUCCUCUCUGAGAGAGGCCGUUUCAGUCGACUGUAUCAGUCCUCUGUAUAGAUCAUACACUGCUGUCUUCUCAUUUAUAUUUAUUGUGCUUGUUUUUCAGUUAAGGGUAUGUGACCUUUUGCUCUUGAGUUCUCCGUUGAUUUGUACUGGUGUUGUAACCGCAUCACAUGACGGAGAAUAACUGUGAAUGGGCAAGGUUUUAGGGUAUUAAAUAUGUACGAUAAUUGUCACAGAUUUGUUACCAUUAUCAAUAUGAAGGUAGUGAUAUUUGUAAAUGUCUUCAGUUGUUCCUUGGUGUUUAAAUAAAAUCGGUUCAUGAUCAGAA
Sinocyclocheilus grahami is the source of this 1290-nucleotide messenger RNA. Its product is annotated as dual specificity protein kinase CLK4-like. Bases 157 to 936 code for a protein of 259 amino acids. Gene Ontology annotation, cellular component: nucleus. The transcript has 8 exons. Gene Ontology annotation, biological process: regulation of RNA splicing; peptidyl-tyrosine phosphorylation. The record is from RefSeq and is a predicted model, not a curated record. Lineage: Eukaryota; Metazoa; Chordata; Actinopteri; Cypriniformes; Cyprinidae. Gene Ontology annotation, molecular function: protein tyrosine kinase activity; protein serine/threonine kinase activity; ATP binding.